This is a messenger RNA of Aspergillus terreus NIH2624, 615 nucleotides long. RefSeq names its product AAA-ATPase Vps4-associated 1 family protein. Gene Ontology annotation, cellular component: endosome. The coding region runs from base 1 to 615 and encodes 204 amino acids. Gene Ontology annotation, biological process: vacuolar transport. NCBI's taxonomy places the organism in Eukaryota, Fungi, Ascomycota, Eurotiomycetes, Eurotiales, Aspergillaceae. The record is from RefSeq and is a predicted model, not a curated record. The transcript is spliced from 3 exons.
AUGUCUCUCCCUAACAUCUGGCAUCUGCGCCGCGUAGCCGACACCGCCGCCAAAGCAUGCUACGUCUGCUACAAACCGUCGACGAGCGUGUUGAUCACGCCAGACAACAAGGUACCCCACGUCGCUUGUCGCAUACUUAAGCAUCAGCCACUGACAAAUCAGGACUUCUUCUACGUGUGUCCGUCGCAUCUAAAGGACAAGCACUUCUGCUCGCCCAUCGUCGACGCCGAGGACCAGGCGGCGAAGAAAAAGCAGGAAGCGAUGGCGCGGGAGAUCGAAAAGGUGAAGAAGGAGUAUGAGGAGAAGCAGAAGAAGAAGCAGAAAGAGAAAGAGAAGAAGAAAGAAAAGGACCAGAAGUCUGACGAUGCCGACAAAAAGACCGAAACUACCGACAAAUCUGACGAGAAGGAGCGAGAUGAGAAGAUCGAAUCCAUUCAAAAAGCCGAAUCUGGUAAUCCGUCUACACCAGAUGAUUCGCCCCGCGUCUUUGCCCUGCACAAAAACUUCUACCAGAUGCGCAUCGACCGGAUACGCAACGCCGAAGCCGCCAGACGCAAUCGCCAGCGUCUGCAGGAUCCGUCUUUCUUUCCGUCCGUGCCGACAGGGGGCAUCUGA